Messenger RNA from Necator americanus (New World hookworm), 1107 nucleotides. RefSeq lists its product as uncharacterized. Bases 1 to 1107 code for a protein of 368 amino acids. Gene Ontology annotation, molecular function: RNA binding. NCBI's taxonomy places the organism in Eukaryota, Metazoa, Nematoda, Chromadorea, Rhabditida, Ancylostomatidae. The transcript is spliced from 8 exons. The record is from RefSeq and is a predicted model, not a curated record. Gene Ontology annotation, cellular component: nucleolus. Gene Ontology annotation, biological process: RNA processing.
AUGGUUUUGGAUCUUGGAUUUGGAUUUUCGACAAAGUACAACUUCGAGCAAUCUUUUUGUUCCAAUUCGAACAUGGUCGGCGGAGACAACAAAAGUCUUGAAGAUGCGGAGCGCGAAGGUCGACCAUCGCAGCGUGACGAUGUCCGAUUAAAUUCCUUGGCUGAAGCAGAUCUAAUAGCUUCUGUUCGAGAGCUCGCUUCGGAACUUGGAGUGUCGCGCAGCACCGCUUUUGCACAUCUGCGAGGAAUUGAGAAGUCGAGGAAGCUGGACAAGUGGGUACCGCAUGAGUUGAGGGGAAGUCAGAGGAUGUUAAAGUUGAAAAGACGUCCACUUUUGAGCAAAACAGAGUUACCUUUACCCGAUAGUAGUUCCGAAGAUGAGGGAGACGGGACAAGUCGCACUGCGUUGCCAGUCGUGUCGAAGGACUUCAAAAUACCGUGGCGUAAAGAAAGGUCGAAACAUGACUCUGCAGAUUUCUUCGUCCUGGAUACUGUUGGCCGCACUGAAGAGCCUGUAUCAGAGUCUAGUACAAGUUCUUCUGAGAAUGUGAAGCCUAAAACAGACAUUAGUGCACCCGCCACAGUCAUGCUAGAUGAAAGGGUCGAAAAGUUAUUAGACAAGGCAGUAUGUGGUCCAUCUUUUGAGAAGAACUACGGCGAAACUGCCAGUCUCAUUGGAAGGAGAGCAGCUAAACGGUUAAGAAAGCUGGAACGUGAAAAGACUAUGGGCAAAGAAUGGUUCGACAUUCCUGCAACUGAGCUCACAGAAGAGGCUAAGACAGAUCUGGAGCUGCUACAAAUGCGUGCUGCUAUAGAUCCGCUUGCAUUUUAUCGUAGAAGCGAUCGCACUGUUCUUCCUAAGUAUUUCCAGGUUGGACGUGUCGUUGAUGCUCCUGAGGACUACUACAGUGGUCGUCUUACUAAGAAAGAGAGGAAAAAUACAAUGCUGGAUGAACUAUUGUUUGACCCACAGUUCUCGAGGUCGAAAAGAGAAAAAUUCAACGCCAUACAGAAGUUCGAGAAGAAAAAAAGACGUGGGACAUUCCAACACUCUGGGCCGCGUAGAAAGAGAAGGGAGAAGCUCAAUGAUAGGAAGAAGAAACCCUGA